AUGUCCUACUAUGAGAAACAACUUAUAGUGGGCUACGAAGGAAAACACACCUUACGUUUGAAGUUAAUGAACUAUAGUACAGAUUCAAGUAAUACAGUAUAUGUGGGGAAUAUAGAUCCAAGAAUAACAAGAGACCAACUUUAUGAACUUUUUAUUCAGAUUAAUCCAAUUUUAAGGAUCAAGUAUCCGAAAGAUAAAGUUUUGCAAACGUACCAAGGCUACGCUUUUAUUGAAUUUCAUAGCAAAGAAGAUGCUCAGUACGUGAUACAAAUAAUGAAUAACACCGUCAAAUUGUAUGACCGGCUGAUAAAAGUUCGUCAAGUAACCAGCUCUUUAGGUGCUGCUAAUUCUUCCUCGAAUAAUUCCAAGGGCAUAUCUUUACCUAUUGCUAAACUGUUCGUAAAGAACCUCGCAGAUUCGAUAGACAUUGAACAACUAGGAAAAAUUUUCAACAAAUUCGGUAAAACAGUUAAUAAACCUGAAGUUUUUYAUCUAUCAACUGGAAAUCUGAAAUGUGCAUAUGUAUAUUUUGAAGACUUUGAAAAAGCAGAUGUUGCAAUAAAAUCUCUAAAUAAUCAAUUAGUGGCCAAUAGCAGGAUCACGGUUGAUUAUGCAUUUAAGGAAAACGGUAAGGGUAAUACAAAAUAUGGCGAUGAAGUAGAUAGGCUGCUGAAUAAGGAAGCACUAAAACACGGCAUGUUAAAAUAA
Saccharomyces eubayanus is the source of this 708-nucleotide messenger RNA. RefSeq names its product U2 snRNP complex subunit HSH49 (gene HSH49). Gene Ontology annotation, biological process: positive regulation of mRNA splicing, via spliceosome. Bases 1 to 708 code for a protein of 235 amino acids. The record is from RefSeq and is a predicted model, not a curated record. Gene Ontology annotation, cellular component: U12-type spliceosomal complex; nucleolus. Gene Ontology annotation, molecular function: RNA binding. The transcript has a single exon. NCBI's taxonomy places the organism in Eukaryota, Fungi, Ascomycota, Saccharomycetes, Saccharomycetales, Saccharomycetaceae.